This is a messenger RNA of Xenopus laevis (African clawed frog), 4529 nucleotides long. RefSeq names its product NXPE family member 4. Bases 2609 to 4198 code for a protein of 529 amino acids. NCBI's taxonomy places the organism in Eukaryota, Metazoa, Chordata, Amphibia, Anura, Pipidae. The record is from RefSeq and is a predicted model, not a curated record. The transcript is spliced from 7 exons.
CAAUUCCUUUAACAAUAUAACUGUAUUCUCAGCUUCACAUCAUUAGACCGUUUAAUAGAUACACAGGAUCUUACACUGUGUAGCAUGGAAUUAUGAUUUGUGGGGUAUUUCAAUUACACUUUUUUCUUACACAUCUUUAUAAAUAUACACCUUAUAUCAAUAAAAAAAUAAACACACAUUGGGCAAGAUUUAAGUCACCUCAAUUUAAACAGGCUACAAGAUUUAAGUCACCUCAAUUCAAACAGGCUACUGAUACAGCAAUACAAAGCACAACAGAGCCUACCCUGUUCAGGCCCGGAUUUGAGGCAAGGCCGCAUAGGCCCGGGCCUAGGGCGGCAAAAAAUAGGGGUGGCAUGCCGCCCAGCCGCAUUAUGGGGACGUGUGCGUCCCCAUUCAAUUACACCAGCUGCGCCGGAGUUUUUUCGCCGGCACGCUGGGAAGGGGAAGUGUAGGCGGGUGCUAGGACCGAGCGGCCGCCUGGUCGGACCGCGAGGCCUAGGGGUGGCCGGCAAAGAAAUCCGAUGCUGACCGUUAGAGAUAAUGCAGUUACUGGGGCAGAACCCCACCAUUUUACUUAAUAGAAUGGAUUAGUGAAAAAUUGAUUUUAAUCAGGUCAAGCAAGAUGUACAGAAUAUUAGGGACCGCACAUCAAAAGUGGCACAUCCUAUAGCAGUCCAAUUUGAGGACAUAGCUCGCAGAUUGGCAGCCCUGGAAGCAUGAGCAGAAGACCUUUAAAACCGGCUAAGACUGAAUAAUGUUUGUAUUAUUGGUCUACCGGAAAGUGCUGAGGGAAAACAGGUGAAAAUAUUCUUGGAACAAUGGUUGCUAAAACUCUUUCAACCAAGAACAUUCUCUGAUAAUUUUGUCAUUGAACGUGAGCACACCUCCACCUGAGGCACCACCACAACCUACCAUUGCCUGUGCGCUAAAUUACCGUGACAGGGAUGAGAGGAAAGCUGGAAAUGUUAUGUUCGAGAAUCAAAGAAUCUCCUUCUACCCGGACUUUUCUAUCGGUGUCCAGAAACAGAGAAAGUUUACCUCAGUUAAGGAAACCCUGUGCAUAUUCCCUACUCCAUGAUAUUCCAGCUCGCCUGAGAGUGAUCGCAAGCAAUCACACCCACUUCUUCACUAAUUGCAAAAAAAUCCAGAUGCACACCUGUUUGUUGAAGUUGUGUCAAAAGUGAUUUAUUAAGCCCAUAUAUACAUCACAAAAAGGCAACGUUUUGGACCCCUCCAGGCCCUUUAUCAAGCCUUUAUCAACCCAUUUCUUCACUACACCAGAGGAGGCGCACACUUGGAUUGAGGCACUACCCACAAUCCCACCUGGGCAACCACUACAGCCGAUACGUUCUCCAUGCCAGAGACCAUUGGCGGAUGACGGGAGGUGACCUAGUCCAGCAAGGUAAGUAUUUUUUGCAAUGGCAGCUAUCCUUUCUAAAUACCCUUACCUACACCUUGAGGAUAUCAGGAUUAAAUCAGAGAACUGAAUUGAAAGCCCUCUGAUCCCACCCCCUUGAUAAUCAGAGCAAACUAUGGCUCAUAUGUCUGGGAGAAUGACUCGCUCAAGUUCGGGCAGGGCAUGUAGGGAGGGAGGAUUUGUUGACUUUAUCAUGUUACUGUAAAUCUUUUUCCUCAUUAUUUGGAGCUACUUUUGUAAAACACUUAAAUUCACAGAUACAAGCCUCAGACCAUUGAAAUAUUUUGCUUGGCUACCCUUUGGGUCUGCCUUAGCUAUCCUAGCCACAGACUGACUCACCUGGACAAAUUUCACUUUCUUCAAUCCUGGAGCUACUCAACUUUUAACCUCAAAAAACACUGACUGCCAGGCUUCCCUGACUGCCAGGCUUCCCUGGCCCUCUCAGUCCAUCCAGCUCAUAUCAUGGCUACAAUAAAUAUUAUAUCCUGGAAUGUCAGGGGCCUGGUGUUCCAGGUACUUAAAAAUGCUAAAUCCCAUGUGAUCUUUUUGCAGGAGACCCACCUGGAUGGCUCAAAACUUCUCUCCCUAAGAAGGCAAUGGAUGGCACCAACCUAUUAUUCUGCUUACUGUAGCUAUGCUACAGGUGUUUCUACACCACUGGCUGCUUGGACUUCCACUUUUCAUCUAAGUGACCUCUGGAGGCUCAAAUCCUUUACUUUUUAUUCAGCAUCCCAAAAUAUUAUGUACAUAAUAAAUCUGGCACUAGGGUCUGCCAAGAUAGAAAAAAGUCUAGUAUCAGCAAAAAUGCUGCCUAGAGGCAUCUCGGAUCAUUCUCCACUACUGGUAUCCCUAAUGACAAAUAUGGCCCCCUCAGAGUCCAUCUGGAGUCUUAACAGCUUCUGGAUUAAACUAGACUCUAUGGGGCCAAUUUACUAAAGGGCGAAGUGGCUAACGCUAGUGAAAAUUCACCAGAAAAAGUUAAAAAAUGUUUUAAGUCCCAAAAAACGCUGGUGUCUUUUACUUUUUUGACGGUGAUAGCGGUGCCCUGGCGAUACUUUGCCUGACGAAGUACGGUGAAGUGCAGCGAAGCCAACGCUGGCGCAACUUCGAAGGUCUGGUAGGGGCAAUACUGUCCAUGUGUACAGACAUGUCAGGAAUAGAAGAAAAGGAAUUUAUGUCAAGUUGAUAUAAAUGGCACUAAAUAAACUGAAGAGAGGCGGGGCCUUUGCCGGGACACUUACAGUACUCUUUUGUAUAAGCUUCUGGUUUUACUCAAUUCCACACAAGAUGAUGAACUUGAAGAUCCCAAUGGAAAAUCCUAAAAAAACAUCGGAAAUCCAGAGGGAGGUUGAAGAAAUCUUAAACCAAAUAGAGAGCAUGAUAACAAAGGUUGAUUUAUUGCAUAAGGACAAAACCACUUGUGCUGAAAAAAGCAAAGCCACCAUUUUAAAUCCGAAAGCCAGUUACUGUGUUGGGGACAAUCUGGCUGUACAAGUAGAAAUGUUUGACUAUUUAGGUAACAGAAAAACUUAUGGAGGAGACUACCUAAGAGCAAGAAUCUCUACAAAAGAACAUAAUGCAGGAGCAAGUGGGAGGAUUGAAGAUUUUCACAAUGGAACUUACCAUGUCCAUUUCACCCUCUAUUGGGAAGGUAAAAUUGAUUUGUCUAUUCUUCUCAUACACCCAAGUGAAGCAGUUUCAGUACUUUGGAAAAUACGAAACUCAUGGUAUGGCAAUAUAGAUUACAGUGGCAAAUUUACAUAUCAAAAUAAACAAACUGAAGCCAAGUGUGGAUUUGAUCUCAAUAAAUCAUUGGAAUUGUGUGAAUAUAAUGACCAGAGAGAUGAAGAAUAUUUUUAUUGUAUGAAGCCUCCCAGCUAUGAGUGCGACAUGCUAACAGAGACAAAGAGCUGGUUUACUGGUCGUUCAAAACUGACCAAGCUUGAAGCAAGCCUAUUUGACAAGUCCAGCCUCAGAGUGGAAAUACCAAAAGACAUUGAGAAUGUUAUUGUAACCAGCUGUAAUAAUAAUUCAGACAGAAAAAACAGUCAGAGAUGUAGAAUUGGAAUGAAAUUGGAAUAUCCCAGUGGACAUUUUAUGAAUAAUGUGUGGAUACCACAUGCUUGCAGCAUGAAGACUAAUCACAACUUGGAAGAACUAAAUACAUGCAUGGCAGGAAAGGUUAUAUACAUACUGGGAGAUUCAACUCUGCGUCUGUGGAUGAUAUACUUAAAAAGUAUAUUGAAUGAAAUGACAAUUUUGAACCUUUAUGAAAGUGGCUGGGCACAAAAGAUUUGGGGCAUUGACCUAAAGCGGAAUAUGAGGAUAAGCUGGAAAAGACAUGGCAACCCAUUUAUAAGCAGUUCAUACCAAUCUUGCAGAGAGGACCGUACCAUCCCAAGAGAAAUUGACUUCAUUGGAGGACAUAACAAAACAGUGGUUGUCCUUAAUAUAGGUUGUCAUUUUAGGCCUUUUCCAGUUCACCACUACAUCAAGAGACUCAUCAACAUACGAAGGGCAGUAGUGCGUCUUUUCCGAAGAAGUCCUGAAACCAAGGUUAUAAUUAAAGCAGAGAACAUCAUGGCAAGUGAUAAUCAUGAAAUAAAAUCAGAUUUUCAUGGCCUUGUUCACUACUUUGCAUUUCAACUAAUUUUUAAAGAUCUAAAUGUAGGAUUUGUAAAUGGAUGGGACAUGACAACUGCAUUUGAUGCAAAAAAUGCCCACCCCCCUCCAGAAUAUAUUCAGAAUGAAAUUGAUUUAUUCAUGACUUACAUUUGUUAAUUAACGAAUUAAAGCUGUUCUCAUACUGAUAAGUUUGGGCUGCUACAGUACUCUUAGAAGUAAUUAAACCACCGCCUACAACCCAACAGGUUUACUAGGUGGUUGCCACUUUUUUAGAGUUGGACCUAAUUUCGAGGGACCUGCAGUGCUUCCAACUUAUGUCAGUGUCAAAAAACCUGAAGCGAAUAACUAUCAUUUGAUCUUGACUAAAACGUUUAUGCAUGCUAUUUGUUGUGUAUGCACAACUAAAAAUGUAAGUAAAAAGCUGUACAAAACUAGUAAACUUAGAAUAGUAGAAUGAGUGAGUAAUUAAUAAAAUGCAUAAAAUAAG